Megalops cyprinoides (Indo-Pacific tarpon) is the source of this 2783-nucleotide messenger RNA. RefSeq lists its product as uncharacterized. The record is from RefSeq and is a predicted model, not a curated record. The transcript is spliced from 5 exons. Bases 298 to 831 code for a protein of 177 amino acids. Lineage: Eukaryota; Metazoa; Chordata; Actinopteri; Elopiformes; Megalopidae.
GUUUACAAAGCAACUGCUCGUGUGUCUGAGGAGGUCUUGCGAACGGAUUUUGUUGUGUUUACUUGAGUGGUAGGCUAGCCAUAGUCGCUGUUCUAAAAUAAGGCUACAGGCCAGUAAAGAAACGGCGAAAUAGGCAUAACGUAACAGUAUUAUGCCAUGUGCACGAACAGCUAACAAGUUAGCUCGCCAGCCAGCCUGAUUUGGGUAUAGUCGAUGGAAACUAGUUAGCCAGGUUGCUAGCCAGCUAAAAUGCUUCUCGAGGAUUUGCGACGUUGAUACAUAUGAACUGAGCUGAAUAUGGAGCUGUACUGGUACAUAAUUGUUAUAAUAUUCAUCAUCAUAAAGAUUUUCUUCUACAUCUGCUGGUACCGGUCACGCCAGCGGCAGCUUGCUGCUUACCUCAGCAACCCACGCAAUGCACAGAUUGUCAUUGUUGGAGGAAGGGCAUACCUGCACCAGAUGUGUGAGAGACAAAACACGUCAAUCUGGCCCAGCUGGUAUGGCAUCCAGGACGACAGCUCUGUCGGCGAGCCCUCUGCAUCCCUCCCGCCCGCGCCCUCGUACACUCAUCUGGACGUGCCUCCUCCAUACGAAGCCGUCUCGGGAUCAGAUGACCUGAAGCCUCCCCCAUACAGUGAGUGCGCCCAGGGCGAAGCCACGGGCGAAUCCCUGGCCGUCCCCAUCCUGGAUAGCUGUGACUCGUGCAGCAUGAGUGAUGCACCUCCCCCCUACACACCCUGUCCCACUGUAGCCAUGCCGCAGGAGGAGGGGACAGCCGCCCCGCACCCAAGGGCGGAGGAGGGACCCCCCGGUGUGAGUUCGUGCAGCUAGGCCCUCUCAGCCCCUGGAAAAUGCCAAGCUGCUGCUGUCUCACGAAGCCCACACAGACGACCAGACUGCACGUCCUCGCCAAGCGCCCCAGCCGUCCCGCUGUUCUGUUUAUAGGAUGUAAUGAGUGUGACUUCAGCUUGUACAUCUACAAAAAUUGAAUAAAGAUAGGAUUAUGAAACCGAGCAAGCUUUCCCAGGACAUUGACCCACUACAAAGGGAACAGAAAGCUUAGGCGGGGGGGAAAAAAGUUGAUCAGGCAACUUUAAAUAAUGCAGCGUGAAAUCUCAGCGGCCUAUUGACUGUUCUCACAAAGUUCAGCGCAGCACUACUCUUCACUGCUUUCAGUGAUUCAGUUAUCAAUAAUCUGACUUGUUUGACCACUGUUUUUUUUUUUUUUUUUAAUUUUCAAUUGCUUUUACUGUGGUGCGUCAUCGAGGCUGCUUAGAAGAUAAUUCUGUUACAGUGCUGUAAUCACUUGAAAAUAAGUAAUGUUAUACCAUUAUGGACAGAAGUGGGUCUUAUGAAGUAGUACAUACCUUUAGAAAAACUCACCAGUUGCCAAAUGUUUCAGUCAGUAACGCGUCAUAACCAACCACCAUAAUCUGUCAUACAUGCAUCUCUAGUCUUAAUGCCAAAAUUACUGUAAUUCAAGCAAGUUGUGUACUUCGAUUGUGUCAUUCUUGUACUCUGUAGGGGAUGCUUUGUGAUACCAGAACAUAAAAUACAGUUAUCCACAGGGAUAUACAUUCUGUUCCAGCUUACCUGUCGUGAAAGUGCCCAGGUUGUGUGGGAUACUUGUGAAUCUGUCAGCAAAUCGGUGCAUAGCUAGUCACUGGUUAUAUCUGAAGUAAACGCAGUGUACAAAGCCCUGCAUUUCCUUGUAAUUAUAGUGCUGUUUGAUACCAAUUUACUGGAAUAAUCAUACAUCUGUUCUUGCAGUAGCAGUACUUGUGAAUCGUACAAUUACUUGUCAGAAUGGUAGCCAUCUCUCAGCUAUUAGGAAGUUGCAUACUGCCUUGAGUAUUAUUUCAUAGGGCUAACAAAACAAACUGUUUUUCAUUCACAGCAUUUCAUAUCUUCAUGUGUAGAAAACGGAAAAGAGGAAGUCGGUGAUGUUGAACAGUGUCAGUGAAAAACAUCAAGCGGUAUCAGAUGUAUACUGUAGUAUGACAGGAUAACCAUUCAACAGUUCAACACUGAAUAAUAUGAUCAUUUGCUUGAUUUUCAGGGAAUUGUUUGUAAUCGGUUUUGGAUCAUUUGUGUCUAGAUGUGAAGCUGAACAUGUCUUAUUGUAAAAGUAAAACAAUUCCAAACUGAUAAUGUAGCUGGCUUGUGAUGGUUUUAACAUUGAUGCGAGUUGUGUUUGUAGGACGUUGUGGGAAAAGGGUGUUUUUAAUGGUGUGUUAUACUUGCAUUUAUUUUGAUUUUGGCAAAUACUCCAGAAUGAUGCCCUAAUGUGCUGAUGAGUUGCUAAUACCAGUGUAAUGGUAUUUUCAGUUUGCCACUUACAAAUGUAUGCAAAUUAUUCUUGUAUUUUUUAACUCAAAUAAUAUACUGUUUUAUAUUUCUGUAUGUGAAUGAACCGCAUUCAAACUGUUCCACAUUUAUUCAACAUAAUGUGGUGCAUAAAGGAAGAACAGUGGCUUUGGUUCAAAUGUAGUGAACAUGAAGUAACCUAUUAUGCCAUAAACAUUUUGGCUUAAAAACUAUGUGAGAAUACCACCUUUUUGGUGUCUUUUCUUAAUGUACAUUCGUUGAUUACUAAUCCAGUGUAUAAUAAUUGAAUUGUACAGGUGUAUAAAAGUGUUGUCUACCUUGACAAUUGUCUUGAGUUUUGUCUUGUUUGUUUUGUUUUCCUUUGCCAAGAUAAAUGUACUCAUUUCUGACUGUCCCUGAAAUCAAGUGUGUGGCAAAAUAUGACUGCACCCUUACAAAAUUGUAAAUCUAAAUUA